AUGGAUUCUUCCUCCUUCGUCUCCCCUCUCUGCCGCUCGCCGAUGUCGCUCUCCCGGACUCGCAGCCGUAGGUGGCGUCAGAGUCGGACUGGUGUCGCCGUGGUUGUGGUGGCUGCGCUCGUGAUUUCCACUACAGCCUGGCUGUCUCUUGUAUUUUCUGGUACCACUGCUCGUUGUUGGCAUAGGUUUAGGAAUUGGGAAGGCAGUCCGCAUACUCUCCCAUGGAAACCACAGAGUCAGAAUCUAGUGCUUUCCGCCAAGGUUGAGGAAGAUAAGAAUUUGUUUCGAGAAGGAAUUUUGAAUUUCUCCGCCGCUCCACACGCUAUUCAAUUAGGGAGAAAUAGGGGCCUAUCGGAAGCGGAGAGACGAAGAGAUGAAGCAGGGCUAGCGUUGAAUCAUAUAGUUUUCGGCAUUGCAGGAUCUUCUCAGUUGUGGAAAAGAAGGAAGGAGUUUAUAAGGCUUUGGUGGAGAAAGAAUUCAAUGCGGGGUCAUGUUUGGUUAGAAGAGCGAGUGGAUGAGAAAGAAUGGGAUGCAUCAUUGCCUUUGAUUAUGAUUUCGGAGGAUACUUCUCGGUUUCGGUACACCAAUCCGACCGGACAUCCUUCUGGGCUUCGGAUUGCGCGCAUUGUGUCAGAAACUUUUCGUCUAGGUUUGUCUGAUGUUCGGUGGUUUGUUUUGGGAGAUGAUGAUACUAUUUUUAAUGUGGAUAAUUUGGUUGAUGUAUUGAGUAAAUAUGAUUAUAACGAAAUGGUUUAUAUUGGUGCUCCUUCGGAGAGUCACUCUGCGAAUACUUAUUUUAGUCAUAAUAUGGCUUAUGGAGGUGGAGGGAUUGCUAUAAGUUAUCCUCUUGCCGAGGUGCUUUAUAGUGUUCUUGAUGAUUGUGUUGAGAGAUAUCCUAAGUUAUAUGGAAGUGAUGAUAGACUCCAUGCUUGUAUUUCGGAGCUUGGUGUUCCUUUAUCUAGAGAACUUGGGUUUCACCAGUGGGAUAUUAGGGGUAGUACUCAUGGUCUUCUAUCUGCACACCCGAUUGCGCCCUUUGUGUCAAUUCAUCAUGUUGAAGCUGUGGAUCCUAUAUACCCUGGGUUGAACUCAUUGGAUAGUUUGAAACUCUUCACAAAGGCCAUGAAGGUUGACCCUAUGAGCUUCUUGCAGCGAUCAAUCUGUUAUGACCGGGCACGCCGCCUUUCUUUUUCUGUCUCACUUGGUUAUGCUGUCCAAGUGUUCCCAAGCCUUGUGCAUCCCCGGGUGCUUGAGCGUUCAGAAAUUACAUACUCUGCUUGGAACAAGAUUCGUAAUCUGAAUGAGUUUGAUUUGGAUGCUAGGAAUCCUUCCAAAUCUGUCUGCAAGAGUCCGGUCCUCUUCUUCUUAGAAGAUGUGGAAAGACAAGGCAACGCUACUUUGGGUACAUAUGUGCGGGCAAUAAUAAAAGAUGAUUUGAAAAGAAAAUUUUUCUGCUUUCCUCGUUCGGCUCCUCUUCCUUAUGUGGAGCGUAUUCAGGUGUUGGGGUAUCCUCUGAAGAAGAACUGGCAUUUGGUGAGUUCCUUAUUGUAUUAG
This is a messenger RNA of Dovyalis caffra, 1554 nucleotides long. NCBI's taxonomy places the organism in Eukaryota, Viridiplantae, Streptophyta, Magnoliopsida, Malpighiales, Salicaceae. The record is from the annotation of a GenBank genome assembly.